GGCUCUACUUCCUGAGCAGUUCGCCUUUGGCUUCAUGACAAAACGUCCCACACUUCUUUCAUGCGGUUCCUUGCUGCAUAACUCAUUGAAUAUCACACUCGUUUAUCCAUUACCCUUUACCAAACAGCAUGCAUAUGACCGUACUCGGCAUCGCCGCGGCGCUGGCAACGUCCUCUCACGCCAGCACUGCAUCCCAUCUCGCUUUGCCGACCCAAACGAGCGCCUUUACGCUGACGGUGGGCAUCGAGGCCUGCGCCGAUCGCAACUGGAACGCAUCGAGGCUGUCUCGAAGCAGUGCUUUCCAGACGCUCACCGUCGCUCGGUCAUCACCAGACAACCUCGAGUAUGUGGCCGUAGACACGGCCACGAACAUUCAUUCCUAUGCAACGAGCGUAGUAAGACAUGAAACAACGACGACUUCAACUCUCGAUUGCGUUCGAACUAUCACCACCAGCGCCAGCAUUACGGACAGCAUCGCUUGGCCAACUACCCUUGCUGGCAGCCCAACCAUGACUACCUUGUCCACGGCUACAACACGAUCGACGCUCGCUCAUCGUGAAUCGUCAGUGCUCUCAAGUCAAGUCGCCAGUCCAAUCAUUAGCGAGCUCGAGCCAGGCAGGUCUAUCACCACGGCCCAUGCCCCUAACCCCACCGUGCCCACCGACGCACCGCAGAUGACGACGGUCACUCUUACUACAAAUGUUGGCAACACCUACACCAUUAGCACCAACUCGUUUGAUUUGGUCCAAUCCACAAGCACGGAAAACAGCCUUGCUACCCCCCCUCCCACCAUCAUCAACCUGAUGCUCACCAUCACGGUGACCGCGCCCACGCUCACGCAAGCGAACCUUAUGUGCGCCUGUCCGCACAUCAUCUCAGGCUGCAUCACCGCAGCCGUACCUACCGACACCGGAAGCAGCUCUAACCCAUCGGGUGUCUUGAACAACGUGAACAAGAUGGAGCUCAACAUCCUCGAUCACAUUGAAGCGUUUGGUCACGCCCUCCACAUCCUACUCGACGCUGUGAAGAUCUACUGCGAUGUACGCCAGCUCAUCCGACUGGCCGAGAUUGCUGGCAUUCUUCGCCCAAACAACGAUCGACAAGCCCGAGUGUAGAUCCCUACGCUGCUCACACCUGCUGGUGCGGACAAGACUUACAGCCUCACCCUAUCGGGGUACAACACAUUCUGCACGGGCUUACGGAUGAUGACGAAUCAUGCUCAUGUUGUUGGCACGCAGCGUGUGAAUUUGGACCGGUCUUCGCUUCGAAUUACGGGACGUUACGUGUUCUUCUUCUUCUUCUAAUUCAGUA
This is a messenger RNA of Baudoinia panamericana UAMH 10762, 1311 nucleotides long. RefSeq lists its product as uncharacterized. The transcript is spliced from 2 exons. Lineage: Eukaryota; Fungi; Ascomycota; Dothideomycetes; Mycosphaerellales; Teratosphaeriaceae. Bases 129 to 1115 code for a protein of 328 amino acids. The record is from RefSeq and is a predicted model, not a curated record.